AUGAACCGUGGUCGCCGGCGAGGUGGACCCGGUUUGAGUGGUUUGAAAGAUGGAGUGAAACGUCGAUUGUUCGACCCUCACCUGGUCCCAACGAAACCUGAUCCAAAAUAUGAAAUAAAUCGGCUUAUUCCUCUAGCAACCUGCAAACCUUUCAUCCGUAGUUACUUGGACGAUUUACGAUGCCCUGAAGCAAGUGUCUUCCCUCCGGCUUCGGAAGAUCCCUCUGACAGUUCAGACAAACUGUACAAUUCUCUGUUCAAAACCAAAGCAAUAUUCGAGUUGGCCUUUCGUAACGGACCAUUUUACCACCCGUUGCCCGUAUUGCGUGAUGGGAUCGACACAGCUCUCGUUUUCGGUGGAUUGACAUCGAAUGAAAAGGCAACUGAGCCCACUGCUCCUGUCCUGCUGAGCCACUUACUGUUGGCGCAUGAUGACAUCAACCAAUGGAGCAAUGGGGAAUUCCUGAGUGACUUGGAUAAUAUGGAUAGCUUUUACCCUAAGGAUUUGGUCCAAUUUACAAAACCAGGUAGGAGACCUGCUGCACGUAUGAGGGAACGCCUAAAGCGACGAGCCAAAAUGGCUGUCCCGGAUAUCCCUAUUGCAGUACCCGACUUAGACGAUCUCGUACCAGACCUGCCUCCACAACAGGACGCAGAAGUUGUUGAGGAAAAGGACG
Messenger RNA from Dicrocoelium dendriticum, 676 nucleotides. The record is from the annotation of a GenBank genome assembly. Lineage: Eukaryota; Metazoa; Platyhelminthes; Trematoda; Plagiorchiida; Dicrocoeliidae.